UUAGAAACAUUUACAUUGUGACGUCACGUUGCUAAUCAGCCUGUUUGAGGCUCACGACGGGAGUUUAUUACACGUGUUGCAAGUUAGCGUUUUCCAUAAGGAUGACUUCUACCGAAGAUAAACGGAUUGCGCCAGGAGAAAGAACUCGAAGCUACAUUUACAACAUUAUAGAAUCUGAUGAGCCAUGGAAGGGAAGAAUGCUGUUCACAGGUCCCGAUGGAAAUUGUGAUCAUCGUGUGACUGUUGAAGCGCACCACAGACACAUCGGGAUAGGAACAAUGUCAGUGGAGGGAACAAGUGAGGCGGACUAUCUGUGGCGACCAGCAUCCUCCACACCCUUUCCCCGACCCCGAAGCACAAACGUGGGAGAGAUUGGCUGGGAGGUUCCCAGGCGGACCGACUGGUCCAUGCCCUUCACUGGACGACAGAUAAUUUUGGGAGACUUCAGACAGGAGUGUGAAAACAGACAUUCGCAUCUCUAUCAAAAUCCCUGGUACCCUGGUCCUGGCGAGGAAAUCAUACCUGGCACCGAUGCUUCCAUGGUGAUGAACGUUUACCGCCCACACACUGCUCCUGCGCAUGCUCAGACAGGUAGUAAUCGACCUCGGCCUCAUACCCGACGCUCCAGGCUAGCCCCACGGGCCACGCAAAUCACGGACUAUUACUCUCAAUCCCAUUAUCACAAAUACCACGGUUUGGAUGAUCAAGAAUCAACUUCUACAGAUACAGCCCAGAACUAUGCCUAUUGAUUAAGUAAGUCUGACA
This is a messenger RNA of Saccostrea cuccullata (small rock oyster), 765 nucleotides long. Its product is annotated as protein SPMIP2-like. NCBI's taxonomy places the organism in Eukaryota, Metazoa, Mollusca, Bivalvia, Ostreida, Ostreidae. The coding region runs from base 102 to 749 and encodes 215 amino acids. The transcript has 5 exons. The record is from RefSeq and is a predicted model, not a curated record.